AUGUGUAUGUCCGGCAAAGAAACUCAGGAAGCUCUGUUGGCUGGUUUUAGAGGGGUUUUGGUUUCUCUCCAAGCUACGGAUAGCAUGGAUAACUUAGAGCAGCUGAUUAAUUUGAACGGCGGAGAGGGUCAGAUAUACACGAUGGAGGGACCCCUUUGUCUUAAAAGUGUCCAGUCUAUGUUUGGUAAGCUGAUUGACCAGGCAUACUCUCCCUUCCAUGCGGUGCUGCGCUGUGGGAACCUGACCUCUGAUGUGCAGGUCUUUCCCAGGCCAGAGCCAGUGACGAUAGAUGAGGAAGUGGAUCCCAUACCCAAAACAGUGCAAACAGACUUGGAGAUUGUGGGUUUUAUUGAGAUUGGAGAUAUCGCCAGCCCUCCGGUUUUAUCCAGGCACUUGGUCCUGCCCAUUGCUGUGAACAAAGAGGGGGAUGAGAUCGGUACGGGGGCCACUGAUGACACAGAGGAAGAGAUCUCCACAAAUCAGAUGGCUGGAAAGAGCCCAAACUUCUGUGUUCUUCUACAUGGCAGCCUAAAGGUGGAGGGCAUGGUGGCACUUGUACAACUAGGGCCAGACUGGCUCGGGAUGCUUUAUUCCCAGGCAGACAGUAAGAAGAAGUCUAAUCUAAUGAUGUCACUCUUUGAGCCCGGCUCAGAGCCUCUGCCCUGGUUGGGCAGAAUGUCACAGCUUGGCCCUGCCUCAGAUGCAGCUGAAAAUCCCUAUGGCGAAGAUGACAGUAAAAGUCCUUUUCCCAUACAGCCGAAAAACAAAAGAAGCUAUGCUCAGAAUGUUACUGUCUGGAUUAAAGCCAGUGGACUGCAGACAGAUGUACAGAAAAUUCUCCGUAAUGCAAGGAAAUUGCCAGAAAAAACACAAACCUUCUAUAAGGAACUAAACCGUCUGCGAAAGGCCGCUCUCGCCUUUGGUUUCUGGGAGCUUCUUAAGAGUGUGGCUGAACUUUUGGAGAGGGAGUGUACACUGCUGCCUGACUCUGCCCAUCCUGAUGCCGCCUUCCAGCUCUCACAUGCUGCCCAGCAGCUUAAACUGGCUAGUAGUGGAGACUCCAAGUAUGCGACCUAUGAACACAACAUUACCCCCAUGCUCACUGAUUUCUCAGGGGGAGGAGGAGCCGACAGAAUAUAGAGGAUGGAGGUACAACGCUCAAUGGACAACUACCAGAUCACUUAUAGAGGAAUGAACCUUUAUUUAAAAACUCAAUGUGAAAUAUUUGUCCGAGGGAAAUGAGUUACUGCAGCAGAAUCACACAAAUGUGGCAUCUUCCCAUGUUCUAGUAGUGCCACAAAUGUUUGGUGAUAGAGAUAAAAUGAGAGAAAACCUUUGUGACAUACAUUAUGAUACUGAACACUCAAUUUGAGGAAAAAAAAACAUUCAGCAGUUUUCCAAGAAAAUGCAUUUGGAGACUUUGGAAUCUGUUUUCAGACCAACAACUGUUUAUGUAAAUAACUUUUUCUAAUGACCAAUAAAAAUUAAACUGCCUGUAGUUUAUGCCUAA
This is a messenger RNA of Sinocyclocheilus rhinocerous, 1510 nucleotides long. Its product is annotated as von Willebrand factor A domain-containing protein 9-like. Gene Ontology annotation, cellular component: integrator complex. Lineage: Eukaryota; Metazoa; Chordata; Actinopteri; Cypriniformes; Cyprinidae. The coding region runs from base 1 to 1140 and encodes 379 amino acids. The record is from RefSeq and is a predicted model, not a curated record. Gene Ontology annotation, biological process: snRNA 3'-end processing. The transcript is spliced from 9 exons.